This is a messenger RNA of Pocillopora meandrina, 17888 nucleotides long. The record is from the annotation of a GenBank genome assembly. NCBI's taxonomy places the organism in Eukaryota, Metazoa, Cnidaria, Anthozoa, Scleractinia, Pocilloporidae.
AUGCCUUUUUUUAAGGGAUUUCUUCCAGGAAGGGUGCAACAUGAUGAUGAGUGGCGAACUGUUUUUGUACUUAAUAAGUAUCCAAGCAAUGACACAGAGGUUGAAGUCAAGCAGAAGAGAUAUGCUAACAAUGUAAUUGUUACAUCAAAGGUGGGUGUCUCAUUGAAAUGCUCAUAUACAUCAAUGUUUAAUAUAGUGAUGAUAAUUAUGUUAGUCUUCCUACCCCAGUUUUUUUCAAAACAUGGUCUUCCUAAAGGUGGCACAAUUUUUUCCUUUUUCCUGAGUGGAUCACCUCUGGUCUACUCCAUAAAGAGGGGCCAUCAUUUUUUUAAUUCUACAGUAUUUAAAGAGUUAAACUAAUUAAAAAAAAUUGAAUUUUAGUAAAGUUGAAUUACGAUAUUCAAGUUGUAUUUUUUGUAAUGCACAGUUAAAUAGGUCUUAUAAAGCUUCUACUUACAAGCCAGGUAAAUUUUGAGGAAGUUCUCUUUUCAAGUGAUAGAUAACAAUAAUAUUGAUGUUUUUUCUUGGUAUUUUCCUCUGUUGUCUUGGUUAUCAAGUGUAUCGUAGACCCUAAUGAAUUUUUUUUUAUUUCAGUACACAAUAUUGAAUUUUGUCCCAAAGAAUUUGUUUGAACAGUUCCGUAGAAUUGCAAACUUUUACUUCCUCUGCAUUGGUGUGAUUCAGGUAAGGAUAAAUAGCUUUCUUGUUCAAACCAUGUUCUUGAGACCAUACAUUCUUUUCAUUGCUUAAUAUAAUUACCUAUACCAAUCACCUAAACUUUCUUUUCAACCUGGAAACAAAAGUGUGUUAAUGUAACUUUUCCCAUUUGAUCCAAAUCAAUUUAGUUAAUAGAAUUUGUAUCUGUUUGAACAGAAACUAUAGCAGGUCAGAAAAUGUACAUCAAAUUUAUUAGCUUGACAAUGUUUGUAUUAUUUGAAUUUAAAGGCUUAAUAAUCUUUUUUGUUUAUAAUUUGAUAAGAUAUUUCCUCUUAUCAGUUUUCUCCUGUAACUAGCAAUCUAACAGUCCUUGACAUUACAUGUUUGUGUAACACAGACAUGUCACUACGUUGACAACUGUAUUAGCACUACUUCCUCUACUAGGGAGGAAAUAGUGGCCACUGAUUUAUAUGUGCAGUCAAUUCCUUUCACCCGGCUCUCAAGUAUAUCUGGAAAAUUUGCAGCAUUUAUUUGGCUUUUUUAUAUAUCAAGUUACUAUCAAGGCAAUGGUCUAUGAGCAAGUGUGUUUCAUGCUUUGUUGUAUUCAUCUUUCCAUCAAAAAUAUGUCAAGAAUUCCAUUCCUUUUUCUCAGCUUCUAGACUUCAUGGUUUAUGUAGUGACAACUCUGACUUCCUGCCUAUCCUGUUUGUGUUGUUCAAGUGGGCCACCACUGCACCAAACAAAUUGAUGACAAUCAGCACAACAAAUAUCGCAGAAGGAAAAUACAGAUCAAAUUCCAUCCACCCUCACAAUCUUGCAGUUAAAUCUAUCAUUCAUAAAAACUUAAAAAGUGCUUUGAACAAAAUAAUCCCCAAACUGGUACAAUUUUUUUGCACCUUCCACUUAUUUCAUGCAAACGCAACAAAACUUAGGCAACUUUCAAUUAAGAUGUUCACUACUAACUAAUGAUCAACUCAGAACUUUCAAAUAUGCAUGGGCGUGAUGCAACACUUGUCCUUUCAUUCAUAAUGACUAAAAAUUUUUGGUACCCAAGCCAUCAAAAUUACUGAUAAUUUCAAGUGCACUUCUGCCAAUGCCAUAUAUAUCAUGACUUGCACUUAUUGCAAAAAGGUAUACAUUGGCAAAACCUGAAGAAGGCUAGGUGACCAAUUCCUAGAGCACCUUGGUGAAGUAGAAAGAAGUAAAAAAGAUGCUUCCAAACCAGCAGCUACAUACUUUAAUCUCCCUAAUCAUUCUAAGAAACAUGUGGCAGUCUGCAUCCUUUCCUUACAUCGAGGUGGUUCACAAAAUCGCCAAACUCUAGGACAAAAAUUUCUUACUCAAAUAGGCACUCUUAAUCCCUAUGAAUAUCAAUGAACAUUUUUUAUUCACUCAAUUAAUAUAUUCUUGUUUUGUUAUUAUACCAUUUUCCUACCAGUAGGGUAGCUCUAUUUUAUGCAUGUAAACACACACGCAAUCCACAACAAUUAAAAUGUCAGCUUUGCAGUGGCGAAUUGACAUUUAUUUAUCAACUCAGUUGAUGAAACCAAAUGAUCUUGUUAUACUCCCUUCUGAUGUAGCCCACAGUUUCUUAGAAAGCUUCCUCCCUCUUUAGGAGGUAGUGUUCACUGUAGAGAUCUGGCCUUCCAGCACAGAUCGUGAUGUGCUUAAAUUUUCAUCAAAAACAGUAUGUCCCGGAUAAUGACCUUCUUUUGAUGUUGCAGCUCUUAAUUGACAGCCCUGUGAGUCCAGUGACCAGUAUUCUUCCUCUGGUCUUUGUGAUAACAGUCACUGCCAUGAAACAGGUGUGUAAAACACUAUAACUAUUGCCCAAAGGGCUGGUACAUACAUGUACCACUUAUGGGUAAACCCAAAAUAAUUUAGAUUAAAAAAAAAGACAGUGUAAGCUACUGUCAUAGCCACAGUAGAAUGACACUAAAUGGUAGACUGUUUUAAGGUAGUGGCAAGGCCAGGGUCCAAAACUACAACCAGCUGCUCACCACUGCAACUGAAAAUGGAAUGUAGCAGACCAGAAUUUUGAGGCUAUGUGCCUGCAAGUGACAAGCUUAGUUUCUUGUGAGUGUUCUGAGUGCACUCAUUUUUAUAUUCUAGGCUCUGAAGCAAAUAAUGAAGGAAAAAGAAUACUUUGGAUCCUGAUAAAGUCUGCUGAAAACACUCAUUAUUUUUGGCUUCUUUUGGCUCCAUAGGGCAUGAUAUGUGACAUCACCUAUAUCCAAAUAGUGUGUUCCUUUAUGGCAAUUCCAAGGUUUUCCAUUUCCACUGCCUCUACUGCCAGAUAGCUUAUUCUCCUCCAGGAAAUAGAAAGUGAAGCUUCAAGAAUGCAUGUGCAUGGCAAUCUCCUGAAAUCAAUAAAAUAGAUCAUCAUGUCAUAAGCUCAUGCCCUGGUUUUUCAGCAUUUUGAACCCUUUUUUUUCAUUGAAAUGGGCUUAUUCCCUGGUAGAUCUCCUAUCAAGGACAAAGCAUUCAUGGCAUGUUAUAAUUGUGUACCCAAUGGUUGAUGUUUUUACUUUAAGGGUUAUGAAGACUGGCUUCGUCAUAAGGCAGAUAGAGAGGUUAAUAACAGACCAGCCAAGGUCAUCAGGCAAGGACAGGUGGAAGAUAUCCCUUCCAAAAAUGUCAAGGUGAGGUGCAUGUAUUAACUGGUUACUCAAGCUGAGUACCUCAAGAAAUGCAGAUCAGAGAGCUAUUUUAAUGGCAACAAAUGACUAUUUUGUGAUGGGUUAGUCAAAUUAAUUUAAAUUUGGUUUACUAGGUUUCAGAUAAGGAAAUUCAUGUAUGAAAUAAAGUGAGAUGCUAGUUGUCUUAUCACAUGGGUGGGACAAAGGAAAAAUCUGAGUUCCAGUGUCAACUUGAAACCCAGACCUUCAUGUUCCUCACUCUCAUGCCCUACCACUAGGGAACAGAGAAUUCUACCAUAAGGUAGACCAUUACUAGGUACAUGCAAUGUACAAAUUAAAGUUAGCAAUAUAACAUGCUAAUAUUUCAGAGUUAUAAAAACCUGAAAAAUCCUAAUUAAAAAUAAAAUGAAAACUUCUGUAACAAUAGAUAGCUAAUGUAUUUUGAUACAUGAUAAUGAAUUAUAAUUGAAAUUAUAGACAUAUAUUAUUCAAUAUCAUUCACUAAUUUAAUGAUGCAUAAUGAGAGUGGCAUUUAAGGUUCUCUUUAGAAGGCAGAUACCAGCACUAGAAUACUACAGUAGUGUCACUACCUGCCUAGCUUUACAUGUUUGCCUGGUUACUUUAAUAAGGAUGCCCCUAGCACUUAAUUAGGUAAAGAACCUGUAGACAUUGUUAUCUUGGAAGUAUGCAGGAUGUGUGUUGUAUGUUCUCAAGUAACUCCUGGUAGAGCUGUCCGUAGCUGGGUCAUAGUGCAUAAGAGUGAAAUGUUAAGGACUUGGAUUUGAUCUCGCCAGCCACUCGGAUUUCUUUUUGUCAUAUGCUCAUGACAAAAGAAAUGACAGCUUUCUUAUUCCAGCUGUUGAUAUGCUCAUAAUUUAAUCUGUCUUUUUUUAUGUUCCCUUGAAUUUUAUUCAACAGUCCAUUUUAGUCUGCAAGAACAACCUGAUAAUAUUUUAGUACAGAAAAAAGGAUACUUUUUGCCCUAUUAUCUUUACCAAACAAAAUAAUGAAAAAAAAAAAAAGGAAAAAGAUGCUCUUAAAAAUUUUUAGAUUGAUAGGAUUUUAUUUCAAAUUAAGGGCCCUCGUCAAGGUAUGAUCUCUAAAUAAUGUCAAUACACACAUUGUGAUAAACUAAGGUGCUGCUUAUUUCUGUGUUAAGAAUGUAUGCAACUAUUAGUCCUCUCUGAAGUGUAAUGUACUCUAUAUCAUGUAACAAUUAAGAAAAAUCCAGUUUUUAAGUGUUCAACAAUACUAGUACACUAGUCUUAUUCCUCUUGUUCCUUUUGUUCUUAAAUCAGUGGGGAAUCAAAUAAAUUUUUCCUGACAGCUUUUAAAACUGACAUCUUAUGUGAUUAUACUUUUAUCAUUACAAUAAUUACUGUAGUAGUAAUGAACAUUACUGAUUACUUGUAUGGGUGUGUGUAGGUUGGUGAUAUUGUUCAGGUAUUAGAUGAUGAAGAGAUUCCUUGUGAUCUUGUGGUGCUGUCCUGUGAUGACCCAGAUGGAACAUGUUAUAUCACAACUGCCAAUCUUGAUGGUGAAACAAAUCUCAAGGUAACUGGAGCCCUCAUGCAGUAAUUGAAGAUAAACUUUUGCAUGCAGUAUUUUUUAGUACUUGUAAUUUAAAAGUGACCCAAGAUAUUAAAAAUACAGCCUUGAACAAACUUAUAUAAUCUCCACCAUUCAGGUAAAGAAGACAAACCAUGCUCCACAGUUAAAAAAAGACACUGACAUAGCACAUAUUAAUGGUAUUUUUUUUGCAGGUGCGUAAUGCAUUGUCUGAUACAGCAGGAAUGCAGUCUGCUGAGCAGCUCUCUCAUUUGAUUUCACAUGUGGAAUGUGAGCACCCAAAGGAAGAUUUGUACAGGUGAGGGCAAUAGAAUUAUAACCAUACAUGUAGUUGUGUUAAACAAAGGGGAGCACAUCCUGAUCAAUUUGGGUCUUGAUGUGAUUGUUGUCCAUUGUAUGAGAAUGUGGGUAUACAGGUAACAAUUGACAGUUAUUGGCAACAAUUUGAAAUGAGCAAGAUUCUCUCCAAAUGGAUUGUGUUCCCAUUAAAUUUUAAAUGCAACAAAUUUUCAACUUUGAUGUUUAAUUCUUCUCUUGUUGUGGACUGACUGCUUACAGUCACUCUGAGGACUAUCUGCUCCUUGGUGAUCACACCAGAAAUUUGUUAGUUAUAGUGAAUUGAUACAGGCACAUUUCCAUCAAUUGAAAGAAAGGAUUUAUUAAGUAAUUUACCUCUGAUAAACUUAAACAAUACAUGUAUGAGAAAUAUUAAAAAUGAUAAGAUUAAUUAUUAUUUAUUAACUAAAUAUCAUCAACUUUUUACACCCAAUAAUAGGUAUGCAUAUUCUCCAUACUGUUCUCUAUACAUUGCCUAAAUUGCUGAGAGGGAGAAUUUGAUUUAUGGUCGAAAGUUUCUGUUUUUGGUGAUCAUUUACCUUAUUCUUAUGAGCUCAAAGUGUGAUUCAGGGGUGACACUGCAUGGAGAAAUUAGAUGCCAGCUACUCCUAUGGGCUAAAGGGUUAAAGGAGAAGCAACUGCUACUGACAAACCCCCCUAUUGUAUAAUUUUUCAUAAUUUUGUGUUCUUUAAAAUAAGAUACUGCAAUGUACAUACAAGUACAUAUUAUACAUUAAUUUUGCUCUAGACAUGAUGCUAGUUAUUAAUUAAAAGUGUAAUUGAAAUUUAGUUUCUCAGGUCGAAUGGUAGUGACACCUAGAGGGGGUGGAGAAUCAGUACUCAAGUGAGAUUUUGCACAUUUGUGUUGAAAAUAUUCAACUGUGUAUUGUAAUUAAGGGAUUGUAAAAGCAGGCUAACCAGGACUGUAUCAACGAGGAAGUACUGAACAACAGUCAACUGAUCAAUCAAAAUAAAUGUUAACUUGCAUGUUCAUGUAUCUAUCUACCCAACUUAGUAUCAUAUGGUCCAUAUGCAUACAUGUACAGUUUAUAUGUGUUUUUUAAAACGAUGUAUGCUACAUGUAUGUGAUAUGGGUAUGAUAACAUGUACCUGCUCCAUAAGCUGUUAAAGGUUGAGGUAUGAACACCUUGAACAAUUUAGCACUGAUGAAAAAAUAAUCUUUUGAUUACAAAUUGGUUGACAAGGUGUGGAUGGUACCAGCCAUUUUGUAUAUACUGGUGGUAGGCUUUGACCUUUCUCUGAGAGUUAGGUUCUUUUAUAGCAUGUAUUUGAAUCUCUAUAAAUUUAUUAUGUCCAUGAUCAGUAAAUAUGGUAUUAACAAAGUUUUGGAAAAAGAUUGAAGUGCAUUUAGUAUUAAUAACUUAUUAUUUCUUUAGGGCCUUAGGUCCACAGAAUCUGCUUUUGAGAGGAGCUCGGUUAAAGAAUUCCACAUACACUUUUGGUAAAUGAAUACUAUUGUUAAGUCAUAUCACAAAUAGUAAAUGUCUCUUUUUGAGUUUCCUACUCUUUGUCACUAAUGUAAUUUGCACCAUUGUAGGUGUUGCUGUCUACACUGGCAGGGAAACAAAGGUAAGAAUCAAGACACGUGCAAUGGUAAUAAUCCUUAGGAUCACAAAUAUCAAUUAUUAAAUUGUAAUUUUAUCAAGAAUUUUGUUUAAUGAUUAAUUUUGGUCAUCCUUAGAGUGACAUUUUGCUGUUAGUGACAUAGAGGCUGACUUAGGAUGCACCAUAUGUUAUGCAAUGCCCAUUGUAACAGUAUGUUGAAAUUUUGGGAUAUAAUUAUAUUUUAGAUAGGAAUGGCUCACAAACAUAAUAAUCACUUACUUAAAAUUGAGUAUUAUAGAUUGCUUUAUUAGAGUUAUUGUUUAAUGAAAUCAUUACUGAAUGAAAAGAUUUCUUUAAUUAAAUCCAAAGUGAAAUAUGAUUAGUCCAUAAAAUUCAUUUUCUCUCUCUUUUAAGAUGGCCCUCAAUCAGCAGCAAGGGGCUCACAAGUUUUCAACAGUGGAGAAGUAAAAUAUGAAUUCUCCUAGUUUUUCAUCAACUUGGGUCAUUUUGUUUUCUAGUUACUUAAAGAACCAUUUACACAUUUAUGACAAAAGUAAUGUGAUAAGUGUAUGUUAAAGGCCUAACUAUUACAUAUGUAAAUGUCUGUACCCAAUACACUGUCAAUUACAGCCACUAAUGUUCUGUUAAGUACAUUUAUUAUCAUAUUGAUACCAUGACUGAAUUAGUAUCAUGCUCUUUCCCUGAGUCUGUAUUGUUAUCUUCACUCCAGCCAUGAUCAUGUUCACCCUAGGAUUAGAUGUUGACCUAAUUGUUUUUCUAAAUACAGCAGUUAAUAACUUACCCUCUCAAUGGUCAAAUUCACCAAGUACAUGCACCAAGAUGAGACCAUAAAAAGUAUAUCAAGCAGAGUUAGAUUUAUCAUUGUAAGAACUGCAUAAGCUGAUAUAAAUCUAGCUUAUUAUCAUGGUUGUGAAAAAUGAGGUGACUUUUUUUGUAUGUGUGUUGCAGGACAAUGAAUGUGUUCCUGAUUGUUUUCCUUAUCGUGCUGCUGAGUCAAGGAGCUCUGUGUGCUGGUCUGAUGUUCUGGAAACAAGGUACACCAUCAGGGAAGCCAUCCUAUAUCUAUCAAGAAGAACUUAAAAUCACAGUAAGUUUAUCUGUGUUUUUUGUUUUUAGUAUGAUUUUUGAUGAUGAAUAAUUUUUUCAGUUGACAAUACUUUUUCAGUUUGUAUCAUGAAGGCUAAAUGUUUUAUCAUGAAGUAAAUGUAAUUUGACCCACAGCUCACCUGUGAAAAUCAUUGCUUUAAUUGAUUUUCAUCUGCAGGUGGAAUGAAAGUUAUUGCAUUGAAAAUUAUUUUUAGAGCCCUCCACGGGAAAGAAGAACACUCCAAAAUGUGCCUGCUUCUCAAGCUUUGGCUUCAUAGCUCAUUUGGUAGUAGAACCCAAUAAGCAUAUCUGGGAGGCACAAAAUCAAAUCUCAUUGCAGCCUAAAUUUUUUCUCUGCAACUGCUUAAAAUGCAACACACUUGUGAGGAUCACAGCUUUAUACUAUGUUGAGUUAAUACAAUGAAAAAAUAAAAAUAUAAAGAAAUUUCCUCCACCUAAAUCUGCCCCAAGAAAACUCUUUACUUUCCCUUUAAGUUCACAGGUUCUAAUGGUGUACUGGAUACAUUUCUUGUAUUUCUUAUUCUGUACAAUUAUGUCAUUCCCAUCUCACUGUAUGUUACAGUUGGUAAGUUUCCAUUAUUUACUUUGUCAUUUAAUGUUGCUGAUUACAAAAAGUAAACCAAGGUACCUGUUGUAAAGUGAUCAUCUAGAUAAGGGCAAAAUAAGUAGUCACCUUAUUGUUGUCAGUUGUGGUGGAUAUCUGGUAGAAUGUAAAUUCUUAGUUUAGCUGCAUUUUAAAUUUAGUGAUUAAAAAACUAAUUAACUACAAUGUAAUCCUCAGAUUUUUAUCAAAGACUGUGUCAAAAACACAGAUGCUCAAAACUAAAUAAACUAUAAUUUCAUCUUUAUGUUAAUGUUUCUGAUGUUAGAUUGAUAUGUCUUAUUUAGCCUGUAUACAUGUUGCCAUUUGUUCUCACCUAGAGCUUCAAAAGUUUAUUGGGGCAUUGUUUUUUGCUUGGGAUCUUAAAAUGUACUUGGAGGUGAGAAGAAGAUUGUUUCAAGAAUUUGUGUGUCAAUUUGUUGCAUGUAUUAGGGUUUUGAAUUCAUUGUAGGUUCUUAUGCAGGUUUAUGUAUGUCAGCAAUGUUCUUGCAUAACUAGUAGUUCAAAUUUUUAAGCUAUGUGAAUGUAAUUUUGAAAUGUUACAUGCAUCUUGAUACUGUAACCACCAACAUAGAAACUUAGUAAAGAAACAAUAAAGUUUGGUGAUUUAUGUUGCUAAGUUAGCUUUCAUCAGAGUGAUAGGAAGCUUCUUUCAAAAGCUUGUUUGUUUGUUUACCUGUUUAGGAAACAGAUGAGCGGGCCAUUGCCAAUACAUCUGACCUGAAUGAAGAACUAGGACAGGUAGAUAAUUGAUGAGUUUUGUUAAGUUAUUGUCUUUUAUUCUGAUAAUUCAAAAUAAGAAGCCAUCUGAACUCUCAAGGUUGUCAAACUAUGUGUGAAUUCUAUGGAUUUUGGUUAACAGCUUUCUCCAGACAGUAGGAAUUACAGAGAUUUAAUGAUUGGUGUACAUUAUUUUCCUAGAUCGAGUAUGUGUUUACUGACAAGACAGGAACACUUACUGAAAAUGAUAUGCAGUUCAGAGAAUGUUCUAUAAAUGGUUACCAAUAUGUGGUGAGUAAUCAUGCAACAUGGAAAUCUUUGCUAACUUUGUUUAGAGUAAGGGAACCUUUGUCUAGAAAUUAAUAUUGUUUACAUAGUUACAUGAUCAAUCGUACUUUAAAAACAGUUUUUUUUAUUAUUUAAAUUUUCAGCUUGGUACAGACUUAUCUGUGUCUCAGUUUUUUUUAUUAUUAUUAAACUAUGUAAACCAGUUUAUCUUGGGAUUUAGCUUCAUUGAUACUUUUUAAUCGUGUUAAAUGUUUUAUUUUUGUUUGUUUUCUUUUCCAGGAGUUAAACAGUCAGUUAUUUGUGGCAGAUCAAACAGAUGGUGCUUGUGUUUCUGCUCAAAGUGUCUCUGUAGGUUGAAGUUUAUUUGUAACUUCCAUAAUUUUAAUGAAAAAGAUUCAUCCAAUAAACUUGGAUUCCACUAACCUGUAUGUCCAGUGGAAUUUGUGACUGUCUAAUGUAAUUUUAUUUUGUUUUUAACUCUUAUCAAGACACCUACAUAACCAAGAAUAACAUGUUUGUGCUUGCAUGAUUUUAUUUUCAGUCAGAAGUUAUGCAGUUCUUCUUGGCACUGUCCCUUUGCCAUACUGUUCAAGCCUCCAAGGAGACCAAUCAAGAUUCUAUCUAUGAUUAUCGGUACCAGGUAACUGUGACAAUUGCUAAUUAUUUAUUUAUUUAUUUAAUGGAUUUGUACAAGUACAGGUGCACAAGUACAAGUAAGCUAAGUUUAGUAAAAAGAACAAAGACAUUCUCUACUCUUUGAGUAGAAAGCAGAGAAGUGUGUACAAGUCACGGGGUUUUUUACCUUCUUAAAGUCACAUUCUCUUAAAUUUUUAUUUGUCUAGUGCCAGUGACUUAACUGGCAGCUAAAGGCUCUAUUUUUUUCCCUUACAAAGUUUUUCUCUUUUAGAACUUAAUUAGUAUUCCUUUACAAGUGUCUUAAAGUUUAAAGGCUUGUUUUUUGAGAUUUUGAAAAAUAUUGUGUUUCUCAUGCAGGCUUCAUCUCCUGAUGAAAAAGCUUUAGUGGAGGCAGCUGUAAGGUGAGCUGUUAUUAGUCUGAUUAUAUCAUUUUCCUUCCCUGUUACACUGCCUCUUGCUCUCUGACCCUCUGCCCACCCUCUCACCCCCCCUACCCACAAACCCCCCCUCCCGUCACUUCAUAGGUUUCUUCUCUGUCCUUCCUCAUUAGGCUAGCAGGAUUGUGUAGUUUCUUCUCUUUUUUUUCCUAAGCCCACUAUAUGUGGGGUCAGUGACAGGCUGCUGCUUGUUUGAUUCAUCUGUUUCAUUGGUACUGUUUUGUUUACAGAUUUGGAGUCACCUACCGAGGAAAGAUCGGUGAUGAUAUCGAAGUCAAAGUUGAUGAUGUGAUUGAAAGGUUAAUGAAACUUAUUGGGUUGUGGUUCAGAGAGAUUUGUUAAGUGAAGCGUAAAUGAUCUAAGAGCUACAUCUGUGGUAUUUUUUUUUUAUUCCAGGUACACACUUCUUCAUGUUCUUGAAUUUGAUUCAACAAGAAAAAGAAUGAGUGUUAUCGUUAAGUCACCGAGAGGUAAGUGAACCUAAGAUUUAUGCCUUUUGAAGACAAUAUGUGAUUCUCUUGAAGACAAUAUGUGAUUCUCUUGAAGACAGUACUGUGAUUCUCUUGAGGACAGUGCUGCAAUUCUCUUGAAGUCGAUGUUUGUACUAGAUUUUGUCGGUCAAUUUCUUUACCUUAACAGGAAAAAUUUCCGUUAUCAUGGUCGCUUCAAGAAUAAGCUUCGGGGAAAAUUUCAGAAGUAGUUUUUUAUAGGGCUCUAAGGAUCAGGACUUAGGAGUAUUAUGAGCAAGUCAUCUCUGUAGUUUAUCACAAUGCACUCACAUCGACAUGUCCAAACUAGAAAUUAUCUAGUUUUCAUUUUAAAGUUUACUUCGUUGUCUUUGUUCCAGGUGAGCAUGUGAUGCUAGUGAAGGGAGCUGACACUGCUGUGCUGGAUCGACUGGUGUCUGGACCCAAAGAUAUUACUCUUGAUCAUGUGAAUGAAUAUGCCGAGGUGUGUGUGACAGUUGAACUAGCUGAUGUCACUUCCGAGAUGAUGAAUCAAUCAACCUGUAGUCAGCUGUGGAAUAGCGCUACCACACCUGAGUUUAAAUAUUUUAAAGUUGCUAUUGGUAUUGAGUUGUUUUCUUGUGGUUAACAGAAAGGACUGCGGACAUUAGCUGUUGGUCGUAGAGUGCUUUCUGGAGAAGAAUAUGUUGUUAUUAAUGCUAAGGUGAGUGCUUCAUUUACUAAAACCAGCAGUAUCAUAAACCUCUUUCUGAAAAUAACAACUUGAAAAGGUUGCUUAUUAUUAAGCAACGUUAUUAAUUGAAUGACAUAGAGGAGAUGAAUUAUAACCAAGAGGAAACUUGCCCUUUGCUAGCUUUUUUUAAUUGGGAAACACCCAAACUAUCAGUACCAAUCUGUUUCUUAUCCCUUUAUGAUUUGUGAAUAUUGCUGAUUGUUUGCAAUUUAGAUCAACAAGGCCAAACAAGCAAUUCUUGAUAGAGAAGAACAGGUAUGUAUACACGUCUGUUGUUGUAUUUGAACUUAAACGUGUUCUGAAAAGCCUCUAUUGAUGUGUAAAAAUCUAGAUCAAUCUGCGAGCUUCCACAAAUUGUUCAGGAGACAUUGAGCCCUCAUUUUAAUAGCACUACAAACUAAUUAAAAAGAAAAUGCCUUAAAGUGGAUCUUUGUUUAAAAUUGUAGUUACGCCUUUGCGUCUCAAUGUUUGGGUUAUCGUUCUUGUAAGGAACGUUUGUUUGUGCCUACUGAUUCUAAUUGCAUAUUUUGGUUGAUGAUGCAGCUUGCACGUGUUUAUGAUGAAGUGGAGAGAGAUUUUCACAUCCUUGGAGCAACGGCUGUUGAAGAUAGGUAUGUUAGUCGUAAUUACAUUUGGUGCAACCUGUGAACAUACAGUAGUUUAUUCAGAGCAAGAAGAUGGGUAAGUUGAAGGAUUCAGUAAGAUUCAUUAAGGAAAUUAGAGCCUUUUUGUCAAACUUCAGGUAGGUUGACUAGACUUAUCAUACAAUGUUUUCCACCUGUUUGGUUCCAGAUUGCAGGAUGGAGUUCCGCAAACAAUAGAAGCCUUGCGUGAAGCAGGGAUCAAGGUAAGCACGACAGUGAAUAUAUGCAUAUAUUUCAUUUCUUUAAGAAUAUGUACCAGUCCUUAACUCUAAAUUUCUCGCUAUAUUCCUACAUUUGUCUCGUGGUCCUUGAGGUAUAUUUCGGUGUUGCUGUUUAUUUUGAUGCCUGUUUUUUUGUACAGGUGUGGGUUCUUACUGGAGACAAGCAGGAAACAGCAGUCAACAUCAGUCACUCAUGUGGACAUUUCAAGGUUUCAUAUACAAACCUUUUUGUACAAAACUUACAUUGACAGUGAUGGGUCUUUUGUGAUUACCAUGGUGAACUGUUGGUGAUGCUACACAAAGUGAUAAUUGUUAGCGUGGCUUUUAAUAAUAAAUUGUUGAAAAUUGGUCGGUGAUAAUUCUUCUUCUACGUCUAUUGUCGGGCCAUGGAAAGUUGUCAGUCGUAUUAGGAAGGUUAUAAUGUAAUUAAAAUACUGGUUUUCCAUUCGCUUGACAGACAAAGCGUGUUUCAGUUUUACAUUCCCUCAGACCAAUGUUUCGAGUUGUAAUGUCCCAGAGUGUUACCUUUCACUGCCUCUGGUGAUGUUGCGUAUCUUAGAAGGUCUAAGAUCUGCUUCGUUGUCUAGGUCUAUGUAUUAUGAUUGGUACACCCAAUGUUACCCAUUACCAAAGAUUGAGUGGGGGAUUGAAUGGUUAUAAGAUUGUGUUCACGAAAUGGUCGUCAGACAUUGUGCUCCUCUGCGACAGCUGUGGCUGGAAUUGGACAACUGUGACAAUUCUGUCUCUGUCCUUUGUAGGCGGGAAUGGAAAUGAUGUUUGUCACAAAGAAGCAGUCGGAGAGAGAAUGUCAAGAAGAGCUUGUUAGCUGCCGUGACAAGUGGGUAGUUUUAAUGCUGGAAAACUGUGUCAUAUGUGAAUUACUAUUCGUGGCACGUUGUGACAGAUCAUUGUUCUUAUUUUUAUUUUGUGCUCCGUGGUUGCAGGAUUCAACGCCGACCGCCCACAGACAGUAGGCAGUAUGCUUUAGUUAUCGACGGUGUUAGUUUGUCUCAUGUUCUUCGGGGCUGUUCAGGUAAGCGCAGUUACCUCAUAUCGAAAAGUGUGUUUCUAUUGAAAUGAAAUUAGGAGAGCGGAGACAAUUGAAAAAUCCAAACUUGCUAACUCCAGGCUAACAGGAGUUGGGUUUCGAGACCUUCAUAGAAGGGGUACAUUGAAAUUUAUUGGUGACUCUCUGAGCGUCAGUCAUCACCAAAUCCUUAUUUCUAUUUGUCAGUCUAUUUCUGUUUUUAGUAAUUACAGAAAAAGAGAAGUUGCCGCAAAGCUUACAGAUGUUACAAUGUCGGGGGGGGGGGGGUAGAUUAUGUAAAGAAUGGUCAGCAACACCGCUUUUAUGACUUGUGUAGGAGUAGUCUUGAACAGUUUAUUUCAUACUAAGAGGCAAUUCUUCGUUUAAGUCGUAGUUACCAGGUUUCGUUAUGUGUAAAAUGGCAUGUACUUGUUUUUUACAGAAUUGUUUGAAGGAAUCUGUCAAAAAUGUGUUGCUGUAUUGUGCUGUAGAAUGUCGCCUUUACAGAAAGCUCAGGUAUCUUGCGUAAAUAAUAGUGAUAAUGAUGAAGAUAAAGGCAUUUGCCUUUUUUUUCAACCUCAGCAUCACACGCAAGUUCUCAGUUCAUGAGUAUUUGCAAAGACGUGAUAGGCUUGGAAAAAAAAGUUCACGAAAAAUUUUAACUCAAGAAGCAAAAUUUAGUCUCUAACUUGAAAUUUGCCAUAAAAGAUUCAAUAAAAGUGAUCACCAGUUGUUUCUAUUUUGUCGACUGUUUAUUUAUUCGAAUUAUUUUACUUAAUGUUAUACUCAGUCCGAUCCUGAAAACGUCAAGGCUUUGAUAACAAUGCAAGCAGCGUCACCACCAGAUUACAUGAUGACAUAAUUUGUCACCAGUUUUCGACUCCCGUAAAUGCGGACACCCUCGGUGGGGGGAGAAGAUGUAGAAGAUGUAGUGUCUGUAAUAGCGGGGUACGAAAGAAAAACAAAAUUGUUUUUUCUCUAAACAUAUGAAAUAAUAUGUAACUACGCAAACGUGGCUUCAUCAACUGGAAUAAGAUCCGGCCGCAAGAAGGAAGUUCUCAUGUUCGCACCCAUUUGGUGAAUGGUUUCUUUGUUUUCCUUCAUCGUGAUGUCGCUCUAUAUUAUGUGAGUCAGGAUUUUUGACGAAUUACCUUAGUUUCCACUAUAGUGAGAGAAAAUAACAAGUGAAAUAUCGCGCUUGGAGGGGGGGAGGGGGGCACGAAAGUGUCCGCAUUUCCGCAUUAACGAGAGUCCGUAAAGACGGGAGUUUAUUUCAGUCAUUUCUUUAUGAGUUUCGCCGAAUAGCGGGGUGUCCGUAAUAGCGAGGUAUCCGCAGGGCGAGAGUUGGUUGUAUGUAGUUUUUUGCUCUCUGGAAUAUCAAAAGAGAAUGAGUUUUGUUUCCUAUGACGAAGUCUGUGUUUCUGUUUACAGAUUGUCCAGUUAGUAAAGAGCUCCUGUGAGAAGCCGGUGACUCUCGCCAUAGGUGACGGUGCUAAUGAUUGUGGUAUGAUUCAAGAGGCUCAUGUGGGUAUCGGUAUCAUGGGAAAAGAGGGUCGGCAGGCGGUCAGGACAAGUGACUACGCUGUGGCUAGGUUCAAAUUUCUACGGAGGAUACUGUUGGUGCAUGGCCACUGGUAUUAUGUUAGAGCUGCAGUUAUGGUGCAGUACUUUUUCUAUAAGGUAAAUUAUUUUGCUUUGGGUAAACCUUGUUAGGUCCAUGUGCACACAGCUACAGGUGCACAUACAGUGAUUCAAAGAACAUAAGCAAUGGCCGCCUUGUGGGUAGAGUGAAGUGGUCGUUAUAGAAAGGUGGCUGCGUUAGGGAGAGGUUGGGUUACAAUAUCACAAAUUUUAUUUCGAAGGCUAGAACUUUUUAUUUAUUUAUUUAUUUUAAUAUACUUUUCCGAGGAGGUUAAUGCUUAAAGUGAUCAAAAUAUAUUUAUGACAACGAAAUAAGAAACUAAUUCUCGAGUGAAGCCAAGUGACUACAUUCGUCGUGCAUCGUUCGGUUUUAGUCUCGAAGGCGAAUAAUUUUUUCUACCGAUAAAUAGAGCUGACAGCGAUGGUUUGCUCGAGCGAAUUGUCACAGCGCCGCUCAUCAGUCGGUGAUGAAUUGGUUUUGGUUGAGAGAUUUAUUUUUGUACGAUUAGGACGCGCUUUAAUUAUGGUUGCUGGUUUAGACAGGUGGCCUUUUUUGAUAGAAAACAGGGAAGUGGUUGGUGAAAAAUGGUUCAACCCGUAUUUAGUAAGAGUGUGUGAUGCGCUCUAUCUAAAUUAAAAUUGGAAGGUAAAGAAGUGGUUCGCCCCUCCCCCCAACCUAUGUAUUUUGACGUGAUCAUUCUCUGUGUGCCUGAAAAAUGUUGAUAAAAAAUUAUGUUCUUCCAACUAAUCGUAUUGAUCUUACCGAGUCUAACAAGUGCUUACUUCCUCGUUGUGACACUCCUCGGUUUAAAGUACCACGAGUCCAGUAUUUACAGGGCAAACCCCAAGUCCCUCAACUUGUUGUAUUCUAACAUAGCGUUAUGUUCUAUUUAUCAGAAUGUGUGUUUCAUCACACCACAGUUUUUCUACGCAUUUUUUACCUCUUUCUCCGGUCAGGUGCGUAUAUAAAUGCAAUAUUUGAGUCCUCAUUGAAUAGGCCACACUUUUUCCGUAGUCUGAAGAGGAUUAUUUUGUUUAUGCAUAGCAUGUGCGACAGGAAACAUUAUCAGAAUAAUAGUAGAUGCAAAGUUACGCUUGCAGCAGCAAUCAGCCAGGCAGGGCUUGCUGUAUAAGCUAUAGCUUAACUUUGUGUAUGAUUUGUUCCUCUUUGCAGCCGUUGUACCUCGCAUUCUUUUUAACCGCUUACAACAUUUUCUUCACGUCGCUUCCCAUUUUUGUCUAUGGCAUAUUUGAGCAGAAUGUCAACGGUGACGCAUUACAAAGUCAGCCGCACUUAUACAGGUUCUGUAUGCAAAUGUUUGUUGGUAAUACUUUUCUUCAUUGUCAUCAAAUACCCUCCUAGCUGUUUUAAAUUGGUACCCCUAGAACCAUAAAGCAUACCUAAACUAUUGAAGAACCAAUUGAUUUAAAUUCGAAUUUUAUCAACCUAUACCUGUUUUCACGAUAAUAAAAUGUUUGAAGUCAUUGUUUCAUUUUGUUCUGUGAUUGGUUUGUAUUGUUUAUUGUUAUUUUUUUUCCGUUGGUACACUGUGAAUAUGUUAAUGAAGAAACUUUUGAAACCAUGAAACAAACUAAAAGAACGGCAGAUUGACAACUGGUAAUCGAAUGUAGUAGCCUCCUGCCAGUUUUACGGGUUCUUAUCAAAAUUAAACAUUUCCUUUUUUCCUUAGGGAUAUAAGUAAGAAUUAUCGCUUAUCAUGGACAGAAUUCUUCUUUUGGGUAAUGUCUGGUGAGUUGUUUUAGGUUUACACUUUCUGCGUACUUAUUUUCUGUAUCUUUGGUUUUGUUUUUUUCUCUUUUUUUCCCUCUCUUACUGAUUAUAUUGAGUAAUGGUUGUGUUUUUAUCGUAAGGUUAUUGGCACGCAUUAGUAUUCUUUUUUGGAUCGUACUUCUUCUUUCAAGGCGACGCAAUAGGACCUGCCAUGUUGGUAAGAUAUUUGUCGUACGUUCAAUUUUACCGUCUUCGACUAGAAAUCGAAAUCUGUCUUGGUUAGCUGCAAUACAAUAUGAGAUAUAUUUUCAAAUGUAGCUCACUCCACUAAUCAAAUGAAAGGUGUAAUGCACUAUGAGCUAAGAUGUCACCCAACUUUUCCCCUUGUCCUGUGGAGGUCGACAUAGUGUAAUCACCAUUGUUUGAUUGAUACUUUGUAAGUAGGUCUGUGGUUCUUUUCCUCUUUCAAAUGAAAGAAGCAAAUAUCUUUACUGCUUAGUUACAUUCAAUAAGUGAAGAAGCAUCGUAUUCCUCUUUUUUUCUUUCCCCAGCAAUAUGGGAACUGGUCAUUUGGAACGUUUGUGUUUACUGUUUGCGUCAUAGUCAGUAAUCUCAAGGUAAGUACUCAGUGUUUUGGUAGAAAAAAAGAAUCAUUCGGAAACAACUUCAUGCAACUGUCGCCAGUCACGCAUUAAUAGAUAAACGUCGUCAUGAUUACUGAUAUUAUCUACAUUUCAGCUGGCACUGGUUACACAUUACUGGACAUGGAUGACUCACGUUUCUACAUGGGGCUCCAUCAUUCUGUUCUUCGUGUCCACCAUCACAUAUAACAGUGAGACUUGGUAA